Messenger RNA from Prunus mume (Japanese apricot), 1297 nucleotides. Lineage: Eukaryota; Viridiplantae; Streptophyta; Magnoliopsida; Rosales; Rosaceae. The record is from RefSeq and is a predicted model, not a curated record.
CUCUCUCUCAUCCUAAUUCCUCAUAAUUCAGCCAAAAUUCAAACCCUUCCAUUUUAAAUUUUCAUAAUUUUCGGAAUCUCAUACUCUUCUUCUUCUUCUUCUUCUUCCUCUGUCUCUCUUCUCACUGAAUUUCAAUUUCCAUUUUUUUCCCUUAAUUUGCAGGAAUUCAAAUUCUCAACAAAACAAAAAAAAAUCCAAAAUCCAAGUACUCACUCAUUUCUUGCAAACUUGGAAGCUUCGUUUUGCAAUUCCUGGAAAUUUCAGCUCGAUUUGCAACUUCAAAUUCUGGAUUUUCUGAUCGACGGCUUCAGCAUGUGAAGACAAUUUCUGGAUUUUUCUACCAUAAUUAGUAAAGGAAGUAUUUUUUUUUUUAAAUUUUUUAAAUUUGAAUAAAAAAGAGAAGAGAAGAAGAGCUUCUUCAAUGGCCGACUCGGACAACGACUCGGGCGGAGCGCACACGAAAUCAAACAGCGAGCUAUCGCCUCGGGAACAGGACCGGCUGCUGCCGAUAGCGAACGUGAGCCGGAUCAUGAAGAAGGCGCUGCCGGCGAACGCGAAGAUCUCCAAGGACGCGAAGGAGACGGUGCAGGAGUGCGUGUCGGAGUUCAUAAGCUUCAUCACCGGCGAGGCCUCGGACAAGUGCCAGAGGGAGAAGCGGAAGACGAUCAACGGCGAUGAUUUGCUCUGGGCGAUGACGACGUUAGGGUUCGAGGAGUACGUGGAGCCUCUCAAGGUUUAUCUGCAGAGGUUCAGGGAGAUGGAGGGGGAGAAGAGCAGCGUGGCGGCGCGUGACAAGGACGCGAGUGGAGGUGGCGGGAAUGGUGGGGUUGGGUACGAGAGUGGUGGUGGGAGUGGAGGAGCAGGGGUAUAUUGGCAGCAGCAACAACAGCAGCAACAGCAGCAGCAGCAUCAGCAUCAGGGACACGUGUACGGUGGGAGCGGGUUUCAUCAGAUGGGUGUGAGUGGAGUUGGGUUGGGGAAGGGUGGGCCCGGAUCUAACAUGGGUAGACCCAGAUAAUUAUAGUGGACUCUCUGCUCUCUGUGGCUAGUUGCUUUGGGUGUCCUUUUAUAAAUUAUAAUUUGAUUGCUAAUUAAAGUCUUUCUUAAUUGAGGACAGUGUCUGUGUAGAACUCCUAGUUGUUACUUAUUAGUGCUUUUGCUGAAGUGUUUUAUUUUUAUUUGUUACUAAAAUAGUUUGUAAUUUGGGAUUAUAUAGAGAGAAUAGAAUUUGAGUAGAUUGUGGUAUAAAUAUUGUGAUUUGAGUCAAUCAUAUGAGUAGAGGAAUUUUCUUUGGUUA